AUGGGUAGAAACAAGGUCAAUGUACCUCUCAUUGAGUUUUUAAAAAACAGGAUUUAUUUAGGUGCUUAUGACUAUACGCCGCCCGAUACUAAGGACCUUGUUUAUUUCACCGUUGAGGACGCGUUGCCGUAUAAUUCUUUCCACUUGGAUUUCGGUCCUUUGAAUAUCAGCAAUUUGUAUCGGUUUGCUGUGGUGCUCCACAACAUCUUAAACGAGGACGAAAACCAGGGCAAAGGUGUCGUUUUUUAUAGCUCAACUUGUCCCAAACAGCGAGCUAAUGCUGCAUGUUUGUUAUGUUGUUAUAUGAUUUUGGUCCAAUCAUGGGCUCCGCAUCAAGUAUUGCAGCCUAUUGCGCAGUGUAACCCUCCUUUUGCUAGUUUUAGAGAUGCCGGGUACUCUAAUGCCGAUUACGAAAUAACUAUUCAGGAUAUUGUAUACGGAAUGUGGAGGGCCAAGGAAAGAGGAAUGGUUAACUUGACAACUUUUAAUCUUGAGGAGUAUGAGCAAUACGAAAGAGUUGACCAGGGUGACUUCAACGUCAUCUCCAAAGAUUUUAUUGCAUUUGCUUCGCCAAUACAAACAAAACGAAGCUCAACAUUGAAUGAACCUUUCAAGAAGGUUUUAAACUAUUUUAUCGAAAAUAACGUUCAGUUGGUUGUAAGGUUGAAUUCGCAUCUCUAUGAUGCCAAGGAGUUUACAAAAAGGAAAAUCAAACACAUAGAUAUGAUCUUUGAUGAUGGAACGUGUCCAAGCUUGGAGUAUGUGCAGAAAUUUAUUGGUGCAGCCGAGUGUAUCAUAAAUAAAGGUGGUAAGAUUGCCGUGCAUUGUAAAGCAGGACUAGGUCGUACUGGGUGUUUAAUUGGAGCUCACUUAAUCUACACACAUGGAUUCACUGCUAACGAGUGCAUUGCAUACAUGAGAAUGAUCAGACCCGGUAUGGUUGUUGGCCCCCAGCAGCAUUGGCUAUACCUUCACCAAAAUUACUUUAGAGAUUGGAGACACACUAUGGUCUUGGACAAUAGGCCCGAUGAGUUUAUAGGAAACUUGUAUCCGUUGUGUUCGUAUGAGGAUUACAAACAGCGUAUGAGAGAAGCCAGGCGUUUAGCACAAAAAGAGAAGAUGCUUGCACAAUCACAACUGCAACUGCAACUGCAACCGCAAUCGCAACCACUAUCCCAGUGUAAUUCUUCCUUUGUUGCAGACUCGUCUUUUUCCACAACUCCAAUCAGGAGGCGCAAAAUCAGCGGAGCUCUUGCAUCUAAAAUUCAAACAGCUGUACCGAUGGAGUCUCCAGGCCAGCCAAGGAAAUUCAUCGAGGAGCCCGAUGAAGAUGAAGAAGAAGAGAGAGGAGAAAGAGAAAGAGAGAGAGAAAGAGAGAGAGAAAGAAUAGAGGUAAAAUUAGAAGAGGAGCAUGAGGAAAACCCGAGUGUGGAAAUGGCAAAUAAUUCCGAUGAUGAAAAUAUUAUGCAAGGAAUUGUAACUAGUUCACCUGGAAGAUACGAUAACAUCACACCUCAGAGGAAAAGUUCCGAUUGGCGAGUACUACGCUCGAUUUCAGCAAAUUCGGCCCAACAACAGGUGUUGACAAAAACUACUACAACAACCACAACAACGCGAACGACUAGCACGACCUUGUCGUCGUCGUCUCCAGGGCCAUCGCCAACAAAUAUGAAUACAGGACUAAGGAUAACAAAAGCAAGGUCAACAAAACCUCGAAUAACCCUGGGCACAUAUUCGCCACACCAAAAUCAUAGAGUUCAAUCAGGAGGAGUUAGGAAAUUAAGUGGCAAAAAGAUAUAA
Lodderomyces oxycetoniae is the source of this 1800-nucleotide messenger RNA. It is a transcript of the gene CDC14, whose product is annotated as phosphoprotein phosphatase. Gene Ontology annotation, molecular function: protein tyrosine/serine/threonine phosphatase activity; protein serine/threonine phosphatase activity; protein tyrosine phosphatase activity. Gene Ontology annotation, biological process: regulation of exit from mitosis; positive regulation of cytokinesis; microtubule cytoskeleton organization. The transcript has 2 exons. Lineage: Eukaryota; Fungi; Ascomycota; Pichiomycetes; Serinales; Debaryomycetaceae. Gene Ontology annotation, cellular component: cytoplasm; spindle pole; spindle pole body. The record is from RefSeq and is a predicted model, not a curated record. Bases 1 to 1800 code for a protein of 599 amino acids.